Linum trigynum is the source of this 5354-nucleotide messenger RNA. The record is from the annotation of a GenBank genome assembly. Lineage: Eukaryota; Viridiplantae; Streptophyta; Magnoliopsida; Malpighiales; Linaceae.
CAUUCGCUGAAAAACUUAUCCUAAUAGGCCACCACUACUAUUAUAUUUGUAAGUUAGUAUAGUUUCCUGUUUGAUUACAUAAAGAAUAUUUACUUUCCCAUGUUUUAUAAUUAUAAAGAAUAUUUGCUCUUAGGAGCGUGAUCUUUGGUCACUAGUCACUACCCACUAUUAGUGAGGAUAUAUAGAGAAAAAAAAAUUUUACUGUUCUAUUGUUGAAAAGGAGAGGAGGAGGAGUCGCCACGAAAAAAGGUCUAACAAUAGUGUGGAGACCAAACUUUAGUGUCCCCCACUUGUUUGUUUGUGUAGUUUAAUUUCGUGUAACACAAUUUACAAGUUAUAACAGUAUUGUGUGGUUAUGUAGUUUAAUUUCGUGUACUCUAUCUCUAUGUAUUGCGUGGAAAGUAGAAAAUGAACUUUGACUCAGCUCGCACUGCCAAUAUUUCGCUCAGUGUGCACGCAAUCUUGCAAACUGAACCAAAUUUUAUAAUAUUUCAGUUAAAAUGCAUAUAAUCAUGCAUUCGAUAGGCGUGCAUACGGACACGAGUAUGGGUUCGGUCGAUUGGUCCAGAAGCGGAUCAAACCGAGAUAGGACUGGACCAAUAUACAAAGGAUGACAGGAUUAGAACAAAAGCAUGUUUGGUCUAUUUGUUCGAUUUGGUCUGUUUCAACGUUCCAAUUUUGUGCUUCAUAUUUAAAACUAUUCAUAGGACCAAAUUCGAAUCGAAAUAUAUUCAAUCCGAUUCACUUCCAUCAAAAUCAACUCAGUACGAUCUGUCCGGUGUGAACCGGAUCGUUGCCCACCCCUUACAUACGAGCUUCUAAUUGGGUUUAACACAAUAUUUAUGUAAUUAUAUUUUUUUUGGUAGGUGUGAAAAUUAUUAUUAUAUUUUAAAAGGUUAUAACUGUGAGAAUUAUUCUGAUAUGUGCAACUCUUUAUCUUCCAACUUUCCACCAACUCUCAUCUCCCAACUCUUUUAUCUUUUAUGAUGCAUGGUUUAUCUAUUUCCUCUUUUGUGCGCAUGGAGAUAAUGAUGUGAAUGAGCGAGAGCAAUUCAGGCCGGGGGUCGGUGGGUGGCGUCGGUGCAAACGGACAGAAAGCUGAGUAAAGGAUAUUCACGUGAACUCCUUUACACCACUCAGUGACUCAGCAGCAGGAGCAGUGCAAUGGUGGUUGCCAUUUUCGUUUUUCGGGUCCCUCUGUCUGUCUGCCACAUAACCUAAUAAUGCAAACACACACAUUACCUUACCCCGUUGCAUGUCUCACUGUACUGAAAAGCCCGCAGCGGCAGCAUCAUCGAUGAGUCAGUCUCAGUCGGUCUGUGUACAUGGCAGAAAACCCGAUGCAUCUUGCCACUCACCCCAUGCUAUCCAUUUUUUUUUUGGGCGCGCUCCAAUUUUUUUUAUGAGAGGAAUCAUUAGUUUCACGUGCCACUUUGUGACAGCGGCUACUACUAAACAUGAGAUCAUUUGUAAUUAAAUUCAAUGUCAAUGGGGGAUUCACCACCAGCAGCCUUAUACCUCGGGGAACACCUACAGGCCUCACUUGGAUUCGAACCUGGGAUCUGCAACUCCCAAUCCUUCACUAUCGCGACAGUUUUACCGUUAGGCUAUCUUACCUUUGGUCAAGCAUGUUGAAACCCUACAUCAGCCAUGGAACGGACGCGUUGUCCACCUGCCCGUUCCAUCCUCCAGGAAUGCUCGCAACAUGCUCGUCCUCCUGUCUAGGCAUGUUUUCAACAUGCUCGACCUACGGUUCUUUCUUGUUUUUAACAUGCCUGUCCCUCGGUCCGGUCUAGUUUUGAACAUGCUCGAGUUAGUUUUGUGAUGUCAUGGACCUUUUUUAAUGAAAAUUCACAUAAAUUAUAAUAUUUAUGUUCAUUAAGUUUCGUUAUUUAUUGUGUUUAUUAGGAAGGAGGAUAAAAAUCUUGUGCCACCAUCAUUUACUAACAAGGAAACUAUUAUGGAUGAUUCGGUAAGAAGUUAUUUUUUAUAAUUUAAUUAUCAUAACAUAAUUGUUGCACAACUAAAUGUUUUUACCUUGUAUUUCUUGUAGGGUGGAUCCGGAGUUAAUGAGGGUCACAAUGUUGAUUGCACAUCAUUGUUUCUAAGUGAUGUUUAUGAUACCCAUGAUCAAGCUUGUAAAGCGGCAAAUGAGAUUGCCAUGAGUAAUAGUUUUUCCUUGAUAGUGGCAUCAGUCAAGAGAAACGUUGGAGAAGGCAACCGCGGAUCUAUAUGGAUUGCAACCAUGGUAGUAGGAGCAACUCAUAUACGUCUGAUCCUGCAAAGACAACACGGAGCAAAUCUACAACAGGCAAGUUAGGUUGUCGUUUCCGAGUGGUGGUGCAAUCCGUAAAAAUAGAUGGCAAGUGUAAGUGGAGAAUUCAUGGGAUUAAGUCAAGGGGAUUUCACAGUCACAGAUUGGAGGUUUACUCUUAGGGAAGCAUGCAAAAGAAUGCUCUUUCGCAAGUGGAAAAAAUGAAUAUUAAGGAGUUGGAGGCAACACAUACUCAGGCGAAAGAUAUAAGAAGUUUGCUCAAUAUGAAGUACGAUGCUCAUCACAACAUGACUCAGAUUUAUAAUGAGACAACAAAAAUUAGGCGUGAGAGAUUGGGUGGGUUGAAACCUAUGCGGUGGACAUUGAUAGAAGCUCCACGUCUUGGCUACUUUAUUGAGUGUGAAUUAGAUGAUCAACGUCGUGUUACUAGACUCUUCCUAUGCCAUCCUGAGUCGAUUCGGAUGUUGUUGGCAUGGUAUUUUGUUGUUUUGAUAGACUCGACGUACAAGACUAACAAGUAUAAGCAGCCACUGGUUCAGUUGAUUGGUGUUAGUCCAGUGAAGAAGAACUUCAACAUCGGGUUCACAUUGAUUUCAAAUGAGACGAAGGAGACAUAUGCUUGGGUUUUGAUGCAAUUGAAGAUUGUGCUUGGUGAUCGAACCCCGGUUGCGUUCGUCACAGACAAGGCGGGAGGAUUGGGUGUCUCUUUUCAACAAAUCUUUCCAUCUUCAGCUCAUUUACUAUGUGUGUGACAUAUGAAAAAGAACAUUGAAGCCAAAAUGAUGCAGUUGGGGAUUGGUCAUGAUUCUGCCGAGUUAUUUGUAGGAAGUCUAUGGGAGAGAGUCUUGCGAGCUAAUACUGAGACAGGGUUCCAACGUCGUUGGCUAGAGUUGCAAAAUAGUCAUUGGGGUUCAAACAACAAGUUAAUGGACUACUUGAGAGGUGAGUGGUUGCCAUGCAGGGAAAGGUGGGCAAAUUGCUACACCAAUCGCAUCUUCCAUAUCGGUAACACGAGCACAAAUAGGGUAGAGUUGAUGCAUUCCUCCUUGAAGAAAUGGCUUGCCACUUUGACCCACAAGAACAAUACACUCUUCCUCGGGUUUCACACAUCCGUCAACGGAAGAGUGAUUGAAUUGAGGAAGGACUUGGAGGAUUCUCUUUCCAAGGUGUUUGCAUUAGCCUAUGGACCGCCAUAUGUUAACCUGAAUACUACAGUGAACUUGUGGGCAGUUGAGUUACUAAUGGAAGAACGAGAGAGGGAAAUUGUUCAGGGAUGUGGAUGUCGGAUACCUGAAACACAUGGCCUACCAUGUAAAUGUAAGAUGGAUGAAUUGAGUGCUGCUAGCGUGGAGUUGCACCACCACCACUUACAUCCAUUCUGGUCAUCUUUGGUGUCUGAGAGUCCUCCCGAUCUUGCAGAAUGGGAAGAUCACGAUGCCAUUGAGCGUGACAUUUUUACAGCCAUGGUACAAGAUGUGUACAAGCAAGGGCCAACUGCUAUCCGAAAGGCAACUCAAGUACUACGCCCUCAUAUUCUUCCACAAGUUGAAGGCCUACAAGAGCCUAAGGAGUUAGAGGCUCCAAAGGGACGACCACCUAGGAGGAGCAACACUCGAGAUCCUUCCUGGUUUGAGCAUGAGAGGGCAAGGUCGGCACAGACGAGCAGAACAAAUCAGAGUCCGAGGACAUUGAGGAGCAGAACACCUCAAAACCGGAGGCCCGCCGCAGGUUAGCAUCAUUGGAAUAUGUUUUCAUAGUAAUAUUUCUUGUUUUGUGACCGUAAUAUUAAUUAUUUUCUGCAAUAUGUUGCAAGUUUGCGGAAAAGUCAAGAUAUGCAAGUUCAUAGUGAGAGAAAUGUUUGUCCUUACCUCCGUUGGGUCCCACCUAGCAUGCAUCCUCUUGUUAGAGGUUGGUUUGACCCAGAACCAGAUAGACAUUGUGGUUUUCGGGCCAUGUCACAUGUGAUUCAUGGAGACGAGGGACACUACAUGCAAAUGAGACAAGAUCUUAUCAUAGAAGUACAAAAUCAGUGGCAUAUAUACAAGGAAGCUUACAAAUCUAGAGAUGGAACGUUGGAGCAAGUACUUCACAGGUUGAAUUGCUAGACCGCUGGGAGGUGCGACAGAUAGUAUUGGUUUGAGGAGGUGGAUUUGUUGGCAUACGCAACCAUGUACAACUGGGAAAUUGUCGUAUAUGGAGUGCAGGGGGAGCGAGAGCGCACGUAUGGGUACAUCGCCUUACCUAUGAUGGCGCCGCCAAGGUUCACUCAUCCCAGUUAUGUUCUGCCAAUGGUCUUUACUAGGGAUCAUUGGGUCCGACUAAUUCUCGACAAUGUCGAUGGGGUGACACCAAUGCCAUAUUUUAGUCCACAAUUGACUCAUUUUCGGAAUAUGAGCAAAUUCCGCAUUGGGAUGAGUUAUACCAACAGGAGCAGGAAUUGUAUGCCAUCCUUGGAGGACAUUAUCCACCCACUGACGAUGAAGAGAAUGAUUAAACAUUGUUGCCUUAGAUUGAUUAUGUUAUUGAUGUUCUUAGUGUGUGUUUAUGUUCAAAGUUGUGUGGAUUUAGGUGCAAUUAUCAAGGAUUGACAUUUUGUGUUAAAAUGUAUGUGGUUAGGUGGAAUUAAUCAAUGAUUUUGUGUUCAAAGUUGUGUAGAUUUAGUUGAAAUUAAUCAAUUGUGUUCACAGUUAUUGUUGCUGUAAAAACAGACUAGGCGGGUUGAAAACCUGCCUGCACCAGGACCAAACAUUUCACCUACCCAUCUUCACCGUGGGUUGAGCAUGUUGCGCACCCACCUGACGGGAUGGUGCAGGAAUAUACCCUCCCAGCUUAGGCCGUGGACAAAUCAUGUUAUGAACCCGCCUUCCUGGAGGUGAGGGCAUAUAUCCUACCCGCCCUCCCGGAGGUCGAGCCAUAUUUUCUACCCUUCUGACCGCUGGUUGAGCCAUAUUCCCUACCCGCCCGAUGGUGCAGGUAAUUUUGUGUGAUGUUCAUUAAAAAUUGUUGUUUGUUGUGUUUUUGUUAGAUAUAUAAGUAGUGGUUUAAAAUUAUAAUUAGUAUAUAAACACUCAAACAUAAC